CGGGGGGUGUGAAACGGCACCAGGGUGUUCAGAGACGCUCAAACACUAAACAUCGCACCCACCUGAGAGAAAGAGAGAGAAGAGACGGACACGAGAGAAACCUGCAGACACAACAGAAACGAAGACUCAUACAGAAGAGCUGAAGGCUGGGAGCUGCAUGGAUAUAGCCAAGAACAUCAGAGCAACAUCUAUAUGGUCAUAAACUUUUUUUUUAUUAUUUACCCUAAUCCUGAGUUGGAUCAUGUUGGAUAUGUUUAGGACUUGUUACAGAAGGACUUGUCAGUCUGUUGCUCCUUGUUCAUUUGGUGCUGUGAUGUUUGAAGAAGCUUCUCUGUCUGUUUUCCGUACGAGCAUUCUAAUAACUACACCCUUUAAAAGGUGGUCUUCACAGCAAUUUCACAAAAGGACCAUUUUGGGAACUUUUCAUUAAUCAGUUCUUUUUAAUUUGAAGAAGAUUUGAAUUAUCUGAAGAAUCCUUUUCAACUAUAAAGUACACUUGGAGGAGUUCCAUGGAUGUCAAAGUUUAUUAAUGGAACCAUCGAUGUCAAUAAAGAAGUGGAAGAAGACAGGAAACUCUUCACUUGAUUUCUUUCAGAUCCUUGCCUAACAACAGUGAUGCCACAAACGGAUUAUUUUUGAAUACUUUGAGUAAUUUCUUAAAAGUACCACUUUUUAAUUCACAUGAAGAACAUUUAAUAACCUUUUUCCACUAUAAAGAACCACUGGUGCAAUGGAAUUCCAUGGAUUUUAAAGGUUCCUCUUGGAAUCAUCAAUAGCAAUAACUAGAGCUCAAUUCUAUUAAGAAACAUUUGAACUGAGGUUUUUCUCCUGAAUAUUUUUAUAAUGGGUAAUUCACCCAACAAACAAGUGAUUUUAAGAAAAUGUCAGUUCAAGAUCAGUUCUUAAAAGAACCAUUUUUGACUUCAUUGUGGAGAACAUUUAAUAAUCUUUUUCUACUAUAAAGGACCUUUUGUGCAAUGGAAAGAUCUCAUGGAUGUUAGAGGUUCUUGGAACCAUCGAUACCAAUACAGCUCUGUUUUAUAGGAACCAUUUCAACUGAUAUAUUUCUCCCAGAUCUUCUUGUGAUGAGUAACUUACCCAACAGCAGCGAUGCCACAAAAGCGUGAUUUUGGGAAGAUUUCUGUGAUCAAUUCUUAAAAGAACCACUUUUGACUUUAUCGUGGAGAAUAUUUAAUAACCUUUUCCACUAUAAAGGACCUUUUGUGCAAUGGAAAGAUCCAACGGAUGUUAGAGGUUCUUCUUGGGACCAUUAAUACCAAUACAGCUCUGUUUUAAUAAAAACAAUUCGACUGAUAUAUUCCUCCCAGAUCUUUUUAUGAUGAGUACCUCGUCCAACGGCAGCACCUCAACCGGAAGCGCUGGUGUAGUUUGGGUCACUCCGCUCCUGGGCACCACCCUCGUCACCAUGUGUGUUUUGGGCAUGACGGGAAACCUGUACACCCUCGCCAUCAUGCGAUCGGCCACAUUGCGGCGCGCCGGCUCCAUGUACGUCUUCAUCCUGAACCUGGCGGCGGCGGAUCUGCUCUAUCUGGGCACCAUCCCAUUUGUGGUCUGCACCUACUUCGCCCACGACUGGUUCUUUGGGAUGGGCUGCAGGUUGCUGCUGAGUCUGGAUCUGCUCACCAUGCACGCCAGCGUCUUUGUGCUGGUGGCCAUGAGUCUGGAGCGCUACCGGGCCGUGGCCGCUCCUUUCCGAGCCCGCCGCUCGACCGCUCGUAAUCACUGGCUGAUGGCGUUGGGGAUCUGGGCGGCGGCGUUCGUAUUGACGCUCCCUAUGAUGGUGAUGAUCCGUCUUCGAGAGGGACGUCCCAGUACGGUGGGCCUCGUCAAACGCAUCUGCUUCCCGACGUGGACGCCCGAGGCUUUCAAAGCGUAUCUGACCGCGCUCUUCUUCACCAGCAUGCUCCUGCCCGGCCUUCUGAUGGUGGGGCUUUACGCAGGUCUCGCCCGGCGUUACUGGGGCCAGGCUAAUCUGACUCACGGAUCCUCGUCGUCCACUCGCAGGCGCCGACUGAAGCACAAGGUGGUGGGGAUGAUCUUCUGCAUCGUGGUGGCAUACUGGGCCUGUUUUCUGCCGUUCUGGGGUUGGCAGUUGGCCAAGCUCUUCUCGUCCGAGUCGCUCCGCUCAAUGUCGGCCCCUGCUCACACCUACGUUAACUUCUUCGUCACCUGCCUGACGUACGGAAACAGCUGCAUCAAUCCGCUGCUCUAUACGCUGCUGACCCGCAACUACCGUGACUACCUGGCCCAGAGAGGUCAAUCAUCAGGGGCGAGUCGAGGGGACCAGGGGUCAACCGCCGGGUCAACCCCUUCCAGGAUCAUAUAGGAUGAGUUCAGGAGAGAGUUACAGAUUCUGGGUCCAGUUGCAUAAACAUAGCCACUAAGACUGCUAAGACAUUACAUUUUUAAAUAUAUGCAUUUUUUUGCUUUAAAUUUAAAUAUGGACAUGAUUCAAACAUAUUAAACGUCAAAAAUGCAAAGGGAAACCUGAUAGACUGCUCAAACAGAUCAGUGUGGUGAAGAUGCCUCAGAAUCAGUAUUUGACUCUUCAGGAAGAUUACCCUACAAAUGGAAUAUAUGAUCAUUUUCUAUAUUAAUAUUCAUAUGAUACAAUUCACCAUGUAAUCAAGCAACAGAAGUACUGUUUGAACACAAACCUUUGACAUCAACAGCAAAAUGUAUGGGAAGUGUUUCCUCUUCCCUUUUUAAAAGGUGAUAUAUUAGUUAUCUAUUCAUAUCUUGCUCGCUGUUGUUACAUUACUAUGUGAGUUCACUGGUUAAUGGUUAGAAUUUUAUGAUCUGCAUUUAUCAUCAUUUAAACUAUCUUUGUGACUCAUCUGACCAGUUUCGGACCGGACAAUCGCUGCUCUCUACAGUCUCAAGAUUACACUGAUGGACAGUCUUUACGGUGCUUGUUUUUAUUUCUUUGUACCUAUGGCCUUAUAAAGUUUAUUCAU
This is a messenger RNA of Puntigrus tetrazona (Sumatra barb), 2978 nucleotides long. It is a transcript of the gene uts2r4, whose product is annotated as urotensin-2 receptor 4. The record is from RefSeq and is a predicted model, not a curated record. Gene Ontology annotation, cellular component: membrane. Gene Ontology annotation, biological process: neuropeptide signaling pathway; regulation of blood pressure; blood vessel diameter maintenance. Lineage: Eukaryota; Metazoa; Chordata; Actinopteri; Cypriniformes; Cyprinidae. Gene Ontology annotation, molecular function: urotensin II receptor activity.